This is a messenger RNA of Quercus lobata, 2802 nucleotides long. RefSeq names its product G-type lectin S-receptor-like serine/threonine-protein kinase SD2-5. NCBI's taxonomy places the organism in Eukaryota, Viridiplantae, Streptophyta, Magnoliopsida, Fagales, Fagaceae. The transcript is spliced from 2 exons. The record is from RefSeq and is a predicted model, not a curated record. Gene Ontology annotation, molecular function: ATP binding; protein serine/threonine kinase activity. Bases 176 to 2659 code for a protein of 827 amino acids. Gene Ontology annotation, biological process: protein phosphorylation.
UUGAACGAAGCCGUAUGUAUGCUCUAAAUUAAAAUCCUGCUUCUGCUGCUUGUCGACAUGUAGGUCAACCAAACAACUUUCCUCGUCAAGACGUUAAAGCGAGGCAACCAGGGAAGGGUCCAGGAAAUUACAUAAACUAUUCUCGACGUACGGUCCAGUCCUUAAAAUACAGACAAUGUGUAUAAGCUGGGUUGUUCUUCUUUGCCUUGUUCUUUUUCUAACACAUUCUUGUCCAGCCCUAGUCACAGCCUUGCCAGCUCCCAGAUAUCUGACUCCAAACGCUUCUACUUCAUGGACUAACAGUCUUUCCGCCCCUGAUUCUGUGAAAUUCGACGAUGGAUCAUUUGCGAGAAUCAUACUUGUAAGUGGAUCCUCCGAUGAAGUUUACGGUGCUUGUGGUUGUGGCUUCUACUGUGAACAAACGCCGUGUAACACUCAUCUCUUUGCCAUUUUCUCUCUUUCUUACCAAUCUGACCAAAUUUCGAAAUCUGAUAGUCCAAAAGUAUUGUGGUCUGCUAACCCAAGCAUUAAUGCAACGACUUUGCAGCUUACUUCAAAAAAAGGUUUGGUGUUAAAAGAUGCUAAUGGAAUUACAGUGUGGUCAACAAACAUCGGCAGCAAAUCUGUGACUGGCCUAAACUUAACCGACAUGUGCAACCUCCAGCUCUUGGAUGACAAGAGUGCAACAAUUUGGCAGUCUUAUGAUCACCCAGUUAACACGCUGUUUGUUGGGCAAAAAUUGGUGGCAGGGCAGCAACUCACUAGUCUAGGAGGAUUGUUUUCGCUCCAUGUCACCAGGCAAGGGUUUUUUGCUUAUAUCAAUUCUAUUCCCCCCCAACGCUAUUAUACUUUAGCAGUAAAUAAUAUCCGCUAUGUUCAAUUCCUGAAGGAUAGAUUAUAUAUAUUCAGCGAUGUAAGUUCAAGUUUGGUUAUUCCAUCAACAAACUUCUCAACUCGGUAUAUGAGACUAGGGGCUGACAAUGGACACUUGAAAGUGUUUGAUAUACAUUGGGGGGAGGUAUAUGAUGUUUUCAAAACUAAUAUUACAUCCUGUGGUUUCCCUAGAGUUUGCGGCCAUUAUGGUAUUUGUACAGACGGCCAGUGUACUUGUCCUAGACCUAUAAAUGCAACAAGAUAUUUUCAGCCCAUCGAAGAAAGCCAACCUGACCGUGGCUGCUCCCUGAGUACUCCCUUGUCUUGUGAUGCUUCCAAAAAUCACAUUCUUUUGGAGCUCCACAACAUCACGUACUUUCCCUUUACUCAAGACCCCCCAAGUAUAAAUCCCGACCUCCAACAUGUAAAUUUAGAUAGUUGUAAACAGGCUUGCUUAAAAAAUUGUUCAUGCAAAGCUGCUUUUUAUAAUUCGAGCAAAAGUUUAGGGAAUUGCUAUUUACUCUCCCAAAUUUUUUCACUGAUGUCCAUUGAUCAAGAUAAUACUCACCUUAAAGUAUACAUUAAAGUCCAAAAUGUUCAAAAUGUCUCAAGUUCAGAUCUUCCUAGGCAACAAAAAAACCAUAAAAAGGAUAAGCAAAUAAUAGUGGGAUCUAGCCUCGGAUCUUUGCUUGUUAUGUUUCUUUUAAUUGGAAUCUUUGCUUUACUAUUUCGGAAGAAGAAAAAUGCAAAUGAAACCGAGGAGUAUUAUUUGGAUCAUGUACCAGGGUUGCCCACAAGAUAUGCUUAUGAUGAUUUGCAAGCAAUAACAGAAAAUUUCAAUAAGGAGCUCGGUGGGGGAGGAUUUGGCACAGUUUUCGAAGGAACUCUACCUGACGGCACAAAAGUUGCAGUGAAGUGUCUUGAUGGUUUCAGACAAAUCAAGAAAUCGUUUUUGGCAGAAGUUGAGACAAUUGGCAGCAUCCAUCAUAUCAAUUUGGUGAGACUAAUUGGAUUUUGUGCUGAGAAAAAUCAUAGGCUUCUUGUUUACGAGUACAUGUCUAAUGGGUCCCUAGAUAGAUGGGUAUUUCACAAAAAUCCUGAGAUGUUGCUUGAUUGGCAGCAUAGAAAGAAGAUCGUCCUUGAAAUUGCAAGGGGACUAACUUAUUUGCAUGAGGAUUGCAGGCAGAAGAUAGUUCACUUGGAUAUAAAACCACAUAACAUCCUCUUAGACGAGAAUUUUAAUACAAAAGUCUCUGAUUUUGGGUUGUCUAAACUAGUUGACCAUGACCAAAGCCAAGUUGUGACAACUAUGAGAGGGACUCCUGGUUAUAUGGCUCCAGAAUGGUUGAGUUCAGUAAUUACAGAAAAAGUAGAUGUAUAUAGCUUUGGAGUAGUGCUCUUGGAGAUUUUGUGUGGAAGGAGAAAUUUGGAUCGCUCUCAGCCAGAGGAAGAAAUGCAUCUACUUAAUCUUUUCAGGAAAAAUAUUGAGGAGGAUCGGUUGCUAGAUUUGGUUGAUAAGUACAGUGAAGAUAUGCAAUUACAUGGAGCUGAAGUUGUGAAUAUGAUGAAGGUUGCAGCAUGGUGUUUGCAAAAUGAUUUCACAAGGAGACCUUCCAUGUCCAUGGUGGUUAAGGUCUUAGAGGGUGCUGUGAAUAUUGUAUCUGACUUAGAUUAUUUCUUCUCAAAUCCAUCUUUACCAAACAUGAGAGGUGGAGUUCAAAACCAAGAAGUACAUGUUGUUACUGCUACUCAAUUACUGCCUUCAGUUCUAUCAGGACCACGGUGACUUUUCAUUGUAUUAUCUUUAUUGCUUGAUUAAUGAGGUAAUUUUCAUUGUUUUAAUAAACUCUAUCAUCCAAUAACUAAUAUUAGUAGUUCGAAUUUGAUGGGGGUUUGAAUCUUGGUCAUUCCUGUGGCCAUUUAUUGGUA